This is a messenger RNA of Fusarium oxysporum Fo47, 616 nucleotides long. RefSeq lists its product as uncharacterized. Gene Ontology annotation, cellular component: precatalytic spliceosome; P-body; U6 snRNP. Lineage: Eukaryota; Fungi; Ascomycota; Sordariomycetes; Hypocreales; Nectriaceae. The transcript has 3 exons. Bases 107 to 616 code for a protein of 169 amino acids. Gene Ontology annotation, molecular function: RNA binding. Gene Ontology annotation, biological process: P-body assembly; mRNA splicing, via spliceosome. The record is from RefSeq and is a predicted model, not a curated record.
GCGUUUUCCCACUGAACCUUGGUACAUAUCCAGCUCAGCCCUGCCCAGCUCACCACCACACUCACCGAGACGAACCUAACACAGUCAACAACUAUUCCAAAUAACCAUGGCUGACGCAGGCGAAGAGCCUCAUCACGUUUCGGAGCCUCUCGACCUUGUUCGACUCCUUCUCAACGAGGUUGUCUUUGUCAAGCUUCGAGGAGACCGUGAGCUCAAGGGAAAGCUACACGCUUACGACAGUCACUGCAAUCUGGUGUUGGGAGAAGUCGAGGAGACCAUCUACACUGUGGAUGAGGACGAUGACGAUGAGGAACUCAAGUGUUGUCCUUAUCUCACCUGGGGUUCCGUUCUAGAAGGGAUACAAAGAAUCAUUACGCCCCUGCACACACUCAAAUGUGCAAACACUGUCUCAGCAGCAACUAUGCCCGUUGCGUCAUACGACAGCCUGAGGCACGAAGCUGCUCAAAGCGCCCCGAAAGCAGCCCGAGACUGUGUUGAUACCAGUAUUCAGGGUUCAAUAUCUUACAGCAUUACAACCCUUGAGCCACAUUCUGUUCCAGCCAAAGCCAAGUCGAAGUUGAACAAGUGGCUCCUAUUGCUGGAAAGCCCACCUUGA